Molecule: messenger RNA, 453 nt
Organism: Lactuca saligna
Lineage: Eukaryota; Viridiplantae; Streptophyta; Magnoliopsida; Asterales; Asteraceae
Source: the annotation of a GenBank genome assembly
AUGGUUGAGCAGCUGAAAGGGAAAAUGAUCCUGAUGAAAAAUUCAGAUCAAAAUGUUCCCGAUGAUCAACCUGAAAUGUUCUUCAGGGAAACUGGGAAGAAGUUCACAGUCAAAUAUGGUGAUCGUUUGGAAAAUAUCAUGUGGGGAUACGAUGCUGACAAGAAGAUGUGGAUCGUGAAGCAAAAAAGUGGAGGAAUUGAAUAUUAUGAGUGGAAAGUCGACUUUAUGUCCUGGAAAAAAGUUGAUCUUUCAGAACUCAUCUACGCACCUUUCCACAAUCCAACCAAUGAUACCAUGGCAUGGUCCUUUAAGAAUGUUCUUGAGAUUAAAGUGAAAAAUAACUUUGAAGACUUAAAGACUACUUCAUUGUUUACUAAGAAGGCCAAGGGUGUCAUUGAUCCACGCAAACAAAACAAUGGUGAAUGUCAUAUGGCCAACCACAAAGCAAGCUAA